GGUAGAGACAACCCAGCAGCAACUCACACCAACUGUGCCACCGCCUCCUUCAAUAUAUUGUUUCCGAUCAAAAUCGACGGCCGUGAUUCUCCCGGAUCUAACCGCACCAUUUCAAUCCACCUUUCUAUUCUCCUUUCCCUUUUCUUUUACCUAUAAUUUUUUUAUUGUUUUUACCCUUCUUUCCAUUUUUAUACCUUUCUCUCUCCUCAAGUUCGCAGCAAAUCUAGAGAGAGAAUCGCCGCAUCGUCCGCCAGAAACCCGCAAUUUCACAAAUCACACACUACUGCAGCUGCAGCGCCUCCAGUUCCUCGUUUUCUGGGAAGCGUAGGGUAUCGGCGAGAUCGGGUAGAGCGAUGGCGCCGAGCACGAUACGGAAAGCGAUCGGGGCGGUGAAGGAUCAGACCAGCAUCGGGAUCGCUAAGGUCGCGAGCAACAUGGCGCCGGAGCUGGAGGUCGCCAUAGUCAAAGCCACCAGCCACGACGACGAUCCGGCGUCGGAGAAGUAUUUGAGGGAGAUUCUCCAGUUGACCUCGUUUUCCCGAGGGUAUGUUAGCGCCUGUGUGGUCGCUGUGUCUAGAAGGUUGGGGAAAACGCGUGAUUGGAUUGUGGCUCUCAAGUGUUUGAUGCUUAUUCAUCGAUUGCUCAAUGAAGGAGAUGCUGUCUUCCAGCAGGAAAUCAUGUAUGCUACUAGAAGGGGGACUAGGUUGUUGAAUAUGUCUGAUUUUCGCGAUGAGGCGCACUCGAGUUCUUGGGAUCACUCGGCUUUUGUGAGAACCUACGCGCUGUACUUGGAUCAGAGGCUGGAGAUGAUGAUUUAUGAGCGGAAGCAGAGUGGGAAUGGUGGUGAGAUUGAGAGAUCUGGGGCUAGAGAUGAUAGGUACAACUAUAGAUCACCACCGGGAUCAAACAGGGGUAAUGGAUACGAGUAUAGUCACGAGUAUCGGGAGGAGCCCUAUGGGAUGCGCAGAUCUAGGUCGUCUGGUGAUGUGAGAGAGUCGACACAGGCGAAGAAAGAUGCUACUCCUCUUAGGGAUAUGGCGCCCGAGAGGAUCUUUGGGAAGAUGAGUCAUUUGCAGAGGCUGUUGGAUCGGUUUUUGUCUUGCCGGCCUACGGGUUUGGCAAAGAAUGAGAGGAUGAUUCUGGUUGCAAUGUAUGCUAUUGUUAAGGAGAGCUUCAAGCUGUAUGCUGAUAUCUGUGAGGUUUUGGCUGUGCUUCUUGACAAGUUCUUUGAUAUGGAGUAUCAAGAUUGUGUCAAGGCGUUUGAUGCUUAUGCUAGCUCAGCAAAGCAGAUAGACGAAUUGAUCGGAUUCUAUAACUGGUGCAAGGACAUUGGUGUGUCGAGGUCUUCUGAGUUUCCAGAAGUUCAGAAAAUUACAGGCAAAUUGUUGGAGACUUUGGAGGAAUUUGUGAGGGACAGGGCUAAGGCGACAAAGAGCCCAGAGAGGAAGGUGGAGGCAUUGCCGGCUCCUCCUGUGGAGGAAGAGCCGGUGCAAGAGAUUAAGGCGCUGCCGCCUCCUGAGGACCCUACUCCCCCACCACAACCUGAGCCUGAGCCUCCUAAGCCCGCCAUUCAAGGCGAUCUGCUGGAUCUAAGGGAUGAGGGAGUGACUGCUGAUGAUCAAGGGAAUAAGUUUGCUCUGGCACUGUUUGCUGGACCGGUGGCCAACAACGGGAAUGGCUCGUGGGAAGCAUUCCAUUCGAAUGGGGAAUCAGAGGUGACCUCCGCCUGGCAAAAUCCGGCUGCAGAGACGGGCAAGGCUGAUUGGGAAUUGGCUCUUGUCGAAACUGCUAGCCAUUUGUCUCAGCAAAAGGCUUCAAUGGGUGGUGGACUUGAUCCGUUGCUGUUGAAUGGCAUGUAUGACCAGGGAAUGGUUAAGCAGCAUGUGAGCACUUCUCACUUGAGUGGUGGCAGUGCCAGCAGCGUUGCGCUGCCAGGUCCUGGAGCGAGUAAAACUCCAGUCCUGGCACUCCCUGCGCCCGAUGGAACAGUCCAGACCGUGGGACAGGAUCCAUUUGCUGCGUCUUUAAGCAUUGCGCCUCCUUCAUACGUGCAGAUGGCCGACAUGGAGAAGAAGCAGCAACUGCUGGUGCAGGAGCAGAUGGUGUGGCAGCAGUAUCACAGAGACGGGAUGCAAGGCCAGACGAGCCUGGCCAAGAUCGGUGCAGGCGGAUAUCAUGCUCCCGGCGUACAGCCUCCAAUGCCAUAUGGUAUGCCACCAGUGAACGGAGUCGGAGUGCCACCUGCUGGUUACUACUAUACACCCUACUGAUUCUUGGUAAAUUUUCCUAUACGUUAGAUUUUAAAUCUUGUGAUAUUCAAUGUAUUUGAUGUGAUUUUGCUGGCAUUUGUGCAUUUCUGUUUUGUAAUAUUAUUUCAUUUGGGAUUGCAGGUGCUUGUUCUAGAACUACUAAUCCUAUUCUUUUCUUUCUAAUAUGAUAAUUUUGUGUA
Molecule: messenger RNA, 2449 nt
Organism: Salvia hispanica
Lineage: Eukaryota; Viridiplantae; Streptophyta; Magnoliopsida; Lamiales; Lamiaceae
Source: RefSeq, a predicted model, not a curated record